GCUGUUUCGACUGAUACUGCGUGCAGCCGACGGCUUGCCAUUUCCAUGCUGCAUGAGUGAUGGCGUUGUUCUCGCUCAUCGGUCUUCCGCGACCUGCGCUUGGCCGCGCACGCUAUCUUCACCAGAGGACUACAGCUUCUCGUGUCGGACAACAUAUUUACAGGUUACGGGGCGCGCCGACAUCUGCGGUUCCAAUCUCAAUCCUGAUACCCCUGCAUCUGAUAGCCGACGGCGGUGCAGAUCCCCCACGGGAUGGUACCCAGCAGGAGAGCAUCACGCAAGGACGUUCAGGCACAGUGCUCAAAGACUGGGGUGAAGAUAAAGACGUCUCGGCAUGCUUGCUGUUCUGGCAUUAUUCCCGCAUCGCCAGAGAACCUGCCGCUGCCUCCACGCCCUCCUUUCCCGUUCGGACCAAGAUGUUCAUGCUCGCCUAGGAUACCCCAUCCUACCAUUGAGUUGAGAUAACAGUGAGCCGCAACUCCGCCACCAAGCAAGCUCGUGGCAAGCUCGUGUCAACAGUUGAAACCCUUGAAUCCGGAGUAUCAAUGUGAGACAUCGUGGGGUAGCGUUCUUUAUACGCGCGCUUCCGCCCGAUGGCGAGUGUGGCGAGGCAUGCGCGUUUGCAGCA
Paraphaeosphaeria sporulosa is the source of this 628-nucleotide messenger RNA. RefSeq lists its product as uncharacterized. The transcript has 2 exons. The record is from RefSeq and is a predicted model, not a curated record. The coding region runs from base 60 to 434 and encodes 124 amino acids. NCBI's taxonomy places the organism in Eukaryota, Fungi, Ascomycota, Dothideomycetes, Pleosporales, Didymosphaeriaceae.